AAACAAAUAAUCCGACGAAGAAGAAACCAACAACAAAAUAUGCGAAAGUUUACCUGAACUGACACUUCGAUUCGGUCUUUUCAGUAAGAGGGAUGGGGCUCUUACCAGAGAGAAGCAGUUUAUGUGUACUUUUCCUCAUUAUACUCCUGUCAGAAGGACAUUUUCGAUGGGUUGGGGCCCAGCACUGUGUGUGGUACGGUGAGUGCGGCGAGUCCGCAAAGGUGCCUGGAAAAAAGUACAACUGCAACUACACCGGUCCUCCUAUGCCGCUAAAAGAUGAGGGUUAUGACCUUCUCACGGAGCUUUGUCCUGGGUAUGACUAUGGAAACCGAAGUCUCUGCUGCAAUGUUGACCAAUUGCGCACUCUCAAAGGGAGUCUCCAGCUUCCCCUUCAGUUCCUGUCUCGGUGUCCCGCCUGUUUCUUCAAUCUGAUGAACCUCUUCUGUGAGCUGACAUGCAGCCCCCACCAGAGUCAGUUCAUGAAUGGCACCAAGUUCAAUGAGUCCAAUGUUGUGGAAGUGCAGUACUACAUCGGACAAACGUUCUCUAACGCCAUGUACAAUGCCUGUAAGGACGUCCAGGCUCCAUCUAGCAAUGUGAAGGCCUUAUCACUGCUGUGUGGCAAGGAUGCAAAGGACUGCAAUGCUACUAACUGGAUCCAGUACAUGUUCGAUAUUAACAAUGGACAGACUCCCUUUCCUAUCGUCCCGAUCUUCUCAGAUGUCCCAGUUUCUGGUUACACUCCCAUGAACAACAAGACAUAUGACUGCACAGAGGGCCUGGAGGACGGCUCAGGUCCCUGCUCCUGUCAGGACUGCACAAAGGCCUGUGGUCCCAAACCUGUCCCUCCCCCUCUCCCACCUCCCUGGACUAUCCUUGGUAUGGAUGCCAUGACUGUCAUCAUGUGGAUCUCUUACAUGGCCUUCCUGCUUAUCUUUAUUGGUGCUGUGCUAGCAGCUUGGUGUUACAGGAAAAGGACAAUCAUGUCUGAGUAUGGCCCCAUAUUGGACAGCAAUAACCCACUGUCUCUCAACAGUGACGAUCCUGACCAAGUAUACGCAUCCUGUUGUGAAACGCUGGGCGAACGCUUUGAGAAUGCACUGCGGAUUCUCUUUACCUCCUGGGGUUCCUUCUGUGUGCGGCGUCCCUCUCUGGUCAUACUGGGCAGCCUGAUACUGGUGGUAGCCUCCUCUGGUGGCCUGGUCUAUAUGCGCAUUACCACCGACCCCGUUGAGUUGUGGUCGUCUCCAAGCAGCCAGGCACGCCAGGAUAAGGACUACUUUGACAGCCACUUCGGACCCUUCUUUAGAACUGCACAGCUCAUUAUAACCACUCCCAUCAAUGACACUUUCAUCUACUCCCCCUACUUCGGAGGAUCAGAUGUCCCAUUUGGAGCCAUCCUUCGCAAAGAUAUCCUUCACCAGGUGCUGGAUCUGCAGCUUGCGAUUGAAGGCCUUGUUGCCACAUACGAGGGGAAAAACGUUACCUUAAAGGACAUUUGCUUGGCUCCUUUGGCCCCAUACAAUGACAACUGUACGAUCUUGAGUGUCCUCAACUACUUCCAGAACAGCCACACUGUGCUGGACCACAGCAUUGGAGAUGACUUCUUUGUCUACGCUGACUUUCACAGCCACUUCCUCUACUGUGUCAGUGCACCAGCGUCCCUCAACGACACCACUCUCCUCCAUGAUCCCUGUCUUGGCACUUAUGGAGGCCCCGUCUUCCCUUGGCUGGCGCUUGGAGGCUAUGACGAAACCAACUACAACAAUGCCACUGCUCUAGUGAUCACCUUUCCACUCAACAACUACCUGAACGACUCUGUCAGGAUGGGCAAAGCUCUGGCAUGGGAGAAAGAAUUCAUCCACUUCAUGAAAAACUUCAAAAACCCCAACCUGACCAUAGCCUUUAACUCAGAGAGGAGUGUUGAAGAUGAACUCGACAGAGAGAGCAACAGUGACAUCAGCACCAUAGUAAUCAGCUAUGCCAUUAUGUUCAUCUACAUCUCCCUGGCCCUGGGUCACAUCUGCAGCUUCAGGAGAGUAAUGGUGGACUCUAAGAUUUCUCUGGGUAUAGCAGGUAUCCUGAUCGUGCUGAGCUCUGUGGCCGCCUCACUGGGCAUCUUCAGCUAUGUUGGUAUCCCGCUCACACUCAUUGUCAUUGAGGUCAUUCCCUUCCUGGUGUUGGCUGUUGGAGUGGAUAACAUCUUUAUUAUAGUUCAAACAUACCAGAGAGAUGAGCGGAUGCCUCAGGAGGAACUUCACCAGCAGAUCGGUCGUAUUCUUGGAGACGUUGCCCCCAGCUUGUUACUCUCCUCCUUCUCUGAGACGGUGGCCUUCUUCCUGGGAGCCCUGUCCAACAUGCCUGCAGUGAGGACUUUCUCUCUUUUUGCUGGCUUGGCUGUUUUCAUUGAUUUCCUGUUGCAGAUCAGUUGCUUUGUCAGCUUGCUCGGCUUGGACGCCAGAAGACAGGAGGGGAAUCGCCUUGACAUCCUCUGCUGUGUGAAGCUGCCAGAAGGUCAGGAAACGAAAACAGACGGCUUACUCUUCCGUUUUUUCAAGAAAGUCUAUGCCCCAUUCAUUCUCAAAGAGUGGGUGCGACCGAUCAUAGUGGCCGUGUUUGUAGGAAUACUCUCCUUCAGUAUUGCUGUGGUGAAUAAAGUAGAUAUCGGACUGGACCAGAAACUCUCCAUGCCUGAUGACUCAUACGUGUUGGACUACUUUAAGAACUUGAGCGAGUAUCUCCACACUGGAGCUCCAGUGUACUUCGUGGUGGAGGAUGGUCUCAACUACAGUAGCCUGGAGGGUCAGAAUCUUGUGUGUGGAGGGGUGGGCUGCAACAAUGACUCCCUGGUCCAACAAGUUUACGCCGCCUCACUCAUCAGUGACUACACAACCAUUGCCUUCACUCCGUCCUCCUGGCUGGAUGACUACUUUGACUGGGUGAAGCCUCAGUCCACCUGCUGUCGAUAUUAUAACAGCACGGGGGCCUUCUGCAACGCCUCGGUGGUAAACUCAUCCUGCGUUCACUGUCGGCCCAUGACUCCCAGCGGAAAGCAGAGGCCCGUUGGAGACGACUUCAUGCGGUUUCUACCCAUGUUCUUGUCAGACAAUCCUAACGUCAAGUGUGGAAAAGGGGGCCAUGCAGCCUACGCCACAGCAGUUGAUCUGCAUCCCGACAACACAGGAGUCGGAGCCACUUACUUUAUGACGUAUCACACCAUCCUGAAGGAGUCCCCAGACUUCAUAGAUGCUUUGAAAAUGGCCCGAAUCCUGGCUGAAAAUAUCAGUCAGUCCAUGGACCACAAAGUUUUUGCCUACAGCGUGUUCUAUGUGUUUUACGAGCAGUACCUGACCAUCGCAUAUGACACGGCUCUGAACUUGAGCGUGUCCCUGGCAGCCAUAUUUGUUGUGACGACAGUGUUGUUGGGCUUCGAGCUGUGGUCAGCCGUCAUCGUCUGCAUCACCAUCGCCAUGAUCCUGGUCAACAUGUUCGGCGUCAUGUGGCUGUGGGACAUCAGUCUCAACGCGGUAUCGCUUGUGAACUUGGUCAUGAGCGUUGGUAUUUCAGUAGAGUUCUGCAGUCAUAUCGUUCGAGCUUUUUCCAUCAGCGUGAAGAAGGACAGAGUGGAGCGGGCUGAGGAGGCCCUGGCUCACAUGGGAAGCUCUGUUUUCAGUGGGAUCACGUUAACAAAGUUCGGAGGUAUCCUCAUUCUAGCGCUUUCCAAGUCCCAGAUCUUCCAGGUCUUCUACUUUAGGAUGUACCUGGCCAUAGUGCUGCUGGGGGCCACGCACGGUCUCAUCUUCCUCCCUGUACUGCUCAGUUAUAUAGGUCCGUCAGUGAACAAAGCGAAGGUGUUUGCGGCUAACCAGCGCUAUGCCGGUACAGAAAGGGAGUGCCUCCUCAACUACUAGCAAGCUGUCAGAGACAAUGAACAGUGAACUAACUAUCUGUCUGGGAGAGACUGUGUGGGUGUGCGCGCAAGCCAUUUCUGCGAUUACUGACACACUCAUCAUCGCUGCAACUACUAUGCAUGGAUUUAACUCAGGAAUAUACCCAGGAGUAGGAGUACCAGAGGCCUUUCAGACUGCAUACUUUGAUUUCCUCAGAAGACUGUGGACCACCACCAAUCCUCCUCCUCCUCACACUACAAUACAGGCCUGACUUCAGCAUUUGAAGCACGAGCGAUACAAGCAGAACAAAGAGAAAUAACACUUUUUAAAAGUGUGGAAGUAGCAGAGACAUCACCACCAAGAUCAGUUUACAGACAAACUCUCAGUCGGUUCCAUAUGCUAUGAGUUGUUUUGAUUUCGGAAAACUCAAAAGGGUAAAACUGGUCAGUUUUUUCAUGUUUUUUAAAAUAUAUAUACCAGAGAAAACGAUGUUUAAAAGGAUUUUUUUUUUGAAAAUGUUGACUUUUGUAGAACUAUGUGAUGUUAUGAAUCAUUUAUCACCUGGGGUACCACACACACUUGAGUUAACAAAUAACAGAACUGAUAUCAUAGGCCCUCAUUAUACUUGGCAUUUACAUGAAUCUUAGGGCUUUGUCUAUAUACUGUAUUAUAGAGCAGGACAGUCAGUUGUAGCAUUUUCAACUAGCAAUAAUGUGUUUCCUGUGCACAUGAAGAAAUUAGGAUUUUUCUUUGCGGUUUGUAAGUAGUAGUAAUAUUUUUUUAUUGUUUUGACUCCACUCCAACCAACUGGAUUUAAAAUGAAACAAUAUCUAUGAGGGCAAAGUGCUGACUUUCAGCUCACAGGGUUUUUUGGGAUGUUCAGUUGUGUUGGAAUCAUUUCUACACGGAUGUAGAUGCAAACACGUUCAAAACUCAAACCUCAUAGUCAUUGUAUUGGAAUACAAAGCCAAUACUGAGUAGUCCAAAUAUGUGUGCGCACUGCAAUGUAGGUGUUGCAUGUUGCUCUGCAAAUCACAUCCAGCCAUGUCUUUUAUUUCCACUUGCUAUUUACAUUAUCCUGUGUCACAUUUCAUUUUUAGAGCUAGUUAAUGUGCUUAGUGUCCAUUAUACUGUAAGUGUUUGCAGGACCAGAUUGUUUUGGCUUUUACAAAUGGUCACAGCAAAAAAAACCACUGUGUCCGUCCAGAUACAUGUUCAUGCCAGGUGUAAAGGGUGCUAUAAUGCUAAUAAUGGUUUUACUGAAGUGUAAAUUAAAUAUUUUAGUUACUGAACAUGAUUUUUGUUGCAUUAAGAGUUGAGAGAGACAAAGCUUUAUAUAUAACUGUAAAUACACAGGACAUCUGUAUUCUUUCAUGUAGAGUGUGUUCAUACAUAAGUCUGUAAAAUACUGGAUUAAUGAUACAGUCCUGGGAUUUUUCCAUUCCUACACCUUUAAGUUAUUAUUGUUUUUAAUUAUGUUAACUAUUGACAUUUGGUUGUCAUGCAUUGCUGUGUGAAAACCCUCCUCCAGUGUCCUUGCAAAUAAUUCCUCUAGAGCAAUCACUUGGGUUUGAAGGAGAACCGCAGGUUUAGUAGUGAGAGGGUUGGGACAUCACUGGAAGAGGUUGUUAACAUUUUACACAAGGUGUAUAAAAUCUGCAGGGACUUAAAGGAACAGGAACAUUCCUUUUGUUUUAGUUUUCCGACGACGCGGUAAUGUUUUUUGGAAUGUAAGAAUGAAUAAGAAAGUUUGAACCUGGAUGUGAAAAAUGUUAAUGAGCAACUGACCAAGUUGUAACAUUAAUGCUGAUAAUUGUGCUUGUUAACAGUGCUGUGCAUUGAUAUAGACGAAUCAUCCCUCAACCUGAACAUGAUUGUAGAAAGAGAGACUAAAACAACAAUUGGGAUAUUUUAGUUUUUAACAAUUUUAACACAUUAAAACUUUCUCUGAAAAGUAUGUAGUGGAGCCUGAUUCACUGUGGAGACGCCUCUUUGAAUUGCUUUUUUUGUCCCUAAAUAUUUGAGCUAUACUAAUGUUUUUGCAGAUGUACAUUUGAUUUUAAAUGAUGUAACACUGUCAGUAGAAUGAAGUAAGAAGCUGCUGUAAAAGUUUCUCUUUAAUCAUAUGUUGCUUUUCAGCUCUUGUCUGAAGAAAAAUUUUUGAAACAAG
Messenger RNA from Thunnus maccoyii (southern bluefin tuna), 6060 nucleotides. RefSeq names its product Niemann-Pick disease, type C1 (gene npc1). Gene Ontology annotation, molecular function: lipid carrier activity. Gene Ontology annotation, cellular component: membrane. NCBI's taxonomy places the organism in Eukaryota, Metazoa, Chordata, Actinopteri, Scombriformes, Scombridae. The record is from RefSeq and is a predicted model, not a curated record. Bases 93 to 3911 code for a protein of 1272 amino acids. The transcript is spliced from 25 exons.